AUACCAAAGCGUUCGAACCGAACCGCAGGUGAUCCUUCCCUGCGGUUGGUGAAAUUACAGUUCAUUCAGUGCAAAGGGAAAGUUGUUUGGUCUUGCUCCUUCUCACCUCACAUCUUCCACGAAGAUAUUUCACUGUUAACACCAACAACACACCCAAAGCCUCAAUCUUGUUCAGAUCCCUCGCACCCUUUCCCAUUCAAAUUAGGGGUGUGGCAAGAUGAGUGAGGUUUUCGAAGGGUACGAGCGCCAGUACUGUGAGCUCUCUGCUAAUCUCUCCCGCAAAUGUAGUUCAACCUCGCUUGUUUCUGAUCAAGAACAGAAGCUGCAGAAGUUUUCUGAGAUCAAAGCAGGACUGGAUGACGCUGAUGUCCUGAUUCGGAAAAUGGACCUUGAGGCAAGAAGUUUGCAGCCAAGCGCAAAGGCAAUGCUUCUUGCAAAGUUGAGGGAGUACAAAUCUGAUCUAAGCAACUUGAAAAAGGAAUUUAAAAGGCUAACAUCACCUAAUUCUGAUGAGGCUGCCCGUGAAGAAUUGUUGGAGGCUGGCAUAGCAGAUACUCAUUCGGCUUCUGCUGAUCAGAGAGAAAGAUUAACUAUGUCUGUGGAGAGAUUAAACCACUCCAGUGAGAGAAUAAGGGAGAGCCAUAGAACCUUACUGGAGACUGAAGAACUUGGUGUUUCCAUCCUCCAGGAUUUGCACAGUCAGCGAGAGACUCUAUUGAACUCCCAUAAAAGGCUUCAUGGGGUAGAUGAUGCUAUUGACAAGAGUAAGAAGGUUUUAACUACCAUGUCACGGAGAAUAACUAGGAACAAAUGGAUCGUUGCAUCUGUGAUUGGAGCUCUUGUUUUUGCUAUAGUUGUUAUUCUUUUUUACAAGCUAUCUCAUUAGCUUAUAAAAUCAUAAAAGAUAUGACAGAAUGGAAGCAAUGUUUAAUGCUUUUAUGUACUUGGUUGUAUAUAGGAAAUGUAUGGACAUAGGUGGCGUUAUCAUAUAUCCCUGCAAUUAUUUCGCCUCUGUUAUUUUUAAGAUUGGAAAGUUUUCAAUGAUAUACCUUGCUUUUUAUGCUCUUAA
Messenger RNA from Vigna angularis (adzuki bean), 1069 nucleotides. RefSeq names its product vesicle transport v-SNARE 12. Gene Ontology annotation, biological process: intracellular protein transport; vesicle fusion; vesicle-mediated transport. Gene Ontology annotation, molecular function: SNARE binding; SNAP receptor activity. NCBI's taxonomy places the organism in Eukaryota, Viridiplantae, Streptophyta, Magnoliopsida, Fabales, Fabaceae. The transcript is spliced from 6 exons. Gene Ontology annotation, cellular component: SNARE complex; Golgi apparatus; endoplasmic reticulum membrane. The record is from RefSeq and is a predicted model, not a curated record. Bases 218 to 886 code for a protein of 222 amino acids.